Serendipita indica DSM 11827 is the source of this 1239-nucleotide messenger RNA. Lineage: Eukaryota; Fungi; Basidiomycota; Agaricomycetes; Sebacinales; Serendipitaceae. The record is from the annotation of a GenBank genome assembly.
AUGGUCAAGUCCAAACUUCGACCCUACUCUCCCGAUGUCGUCCAGGCUAGCACCACUAUCAAGAAGGCUACUGUCCCGACGGAUAGAGCUCGGUUUAUGCAGACCGUUCAGGUCGCGGCCGACACUACAAAGCUCACUUCGGAGCCAAAAGACUCCAACCAACCAUUCACGGUCACUCUUGACGAGAAUUCGUUCCGCUCGUACCGCACAGAGACGCCCGGGCUCGAUGUGAGCGUGACGAAAGAAAAUCUGCUCGAGUGGUUUGAGCAAAUGUCGCUCAUGCGUAAAAUGGAGCAAGCUGCUGGUGCUCUUUACCAAGCAAAGCUCAUCCGAGGCUUUUGCCAUUUGGCCAUUGGCCAGGAAGCAGUGUCCGUUGGCUUCCACUCUGCGAUGGACAAGGACGAUAAACUCAUCACUUCCUACCGAUGCCAUCCGUUUGCGGUCCUCCGAGGCGGAACAGUCACUGGUGUGCUCGCUGAACUGCUCGGUCGUCAGGCUGGUAUGUCGAACGGCAAAGGUGGCUCUAUGCACAUCUUCACCCCAACAUUCUUUGGCGGCAACGGUAUUGUUGGUGCUCAAGUCCCGUUGGGCGCUGGUAUCGCAUUUGCCGACAAAUAUAUGAAAAAGAACACUGUCACAUUUGCCCUCUAUGGUGACGGUGCUUCUAACCAAGGCCAAGUCUUCGAAUCGUUCAACAUGGCUAAGCUGUGGAAUCUUCCUUGCAUCUUUGUCUGCGAGAACAACAAGUACGGAAUGGGUACUUCUGCCGAGCGCAGUUCUUCCAACACGGAGUACUUCACUCGUGGUGAUCUGAUUCCUGGUAUUCAGGCAAACGGCAUGGACAUCAUCGCCGUCCACCAAGCCGUCAAGCAUGCUCGUGAAUGGGCAUUGGCCGACAAGGGUCCUCUCCUUCUAGAGUUUGUCACCUACCGCUACGGUGGCCACUCGAUGUCCGACCCCGGAACCACAUACCGUACCCGUGAGGAGGUCCAGCGCAUGCGCAGCACGCAAGAUCCCAUCAAGGGUCUUCAAAAGCACAUCGAGGAAUGGGGACUUGCCUCUGAAGAGGAACUCAAGGAAAUCGACAAAAAGGCAAAGGCCGAGGUGGACGCUGCCGUCGAGGAGGCGAAGAAGAGCGCAGAGCCCGAACUGAGGGACUUGUGGACCGACAUUUACUAUGCUGGUACCGAGCCUCCGUUCAUGCGUGGACGAGAGAGGGAAGAGAUUCACCACUACUAG